CCGGCGACAGCACUGAGACCGUUCCUCGCCCUUCCACCCCUCUCUGCUUAGCUCGACCACAGCGCAUCGUGCUCACCUUGCUCUUGGCGAUGCCGCCGCGUCCUUUACCAGACAUUCUCGUCUCUGGGCGGCCAUCUCGCGAUGGUUACCGUGUUCUGACGCCACGGACACCUCAUUCACGCGCCGGACGCGCCGAAGAGGGCUUCACCGAGGUCGAACUCGAGGAGUUCCAAGAUGAGGAAGCGCGCGAGUAUCGCAAAAAUACUCAGUCCCAACCACUGCUUUCUUCAAAUCCGCGCGAGGCGGGCUACAGGAGUCGCGGAGAUGAGGAGCCACGGACAAAGGGUGGCCUGCUCAGUCCCAAGAACCUGUUCAGCAACCUGCCACUACUUGCUGGGACGGUGUUGAGCCUCUUCCUCUUUGGGCUUGUGGUCGUGUCUAUCAACCGUCCCGGAGCUCUCGAAGCUGCGUUUCUGCAGUCUCCAGAAGAGUUCUUUGAGUCGGGAGAGCCGGUCACACCAGAGAACGAACACACUGCACGUCCUAUCUACAAACCUCCGCCUCUGCCCACACCAUCUAUAGUGGAAACACGUCCCCCACCAGACCUUCUCAUAUCCUACGAAAACUACACCAGUUUCCCGCUGACCGGCGACCAAUACCGGCAUGAGUGCGCGACGCUCAUGUCCGGUUUCAUGCACCACGGCGAAUAUUGGGAGGAGCCCCGCAUGGGCACACACGAUGUUGUACAUCACGACGACGUUACGAACUACCAUAUGGCAGAGGGCCAGCGAACCCGCGUCUGCAAAAGCACUAUCACCUAUCUGCUCGAUGGCCAUGUCGGCCUUAUGGCGGACCUUGCGCUAAUGGCACAGGCCGCGGCCUUUGCGCGGGAGCGUAAUCGGACAUUCUUUGUAGAUGAUACACAUUGGACCCGCGGCAAGUGGAUCGACCAUUUCCAGCCCGUCGAAGGUCUUGACCCGGGACCGGAACCUGGAUGUCUACCGCCCCCUCGGGAAGAACUGGUUGCAUGCCCAAGAACAGCGAGACACUGGGUUAUAAGCUCUCGCACCGCCGAGUUCCACAUGGGGCAUCCGUUCGCCGAAGAAUACGAGGACCCCUAUGGACAUGGCAUGCACCGCCUGCGGCCGAUCUACGAACGCGCCCUAAAGUCGUUCGAGGAGGUCAUCCGGCCGAACGCCCACCUCGCCGAGCUCAUCCGAAGCGCACGCAAGGAGGUUGCCGAGCUGCUUUCAUUGCCCUCGCUCCCGGUCGGAGACCCCAACGCCGACGGCGUCUCGAGCAACGCCGCGACGACCGCGCAACAGAUGUACAUCGGCGUGCACAUUCGCAAGGGCGACCGCAGACCCGAAGGGUACAUGUUCUACCCGGACAAGCAGGUCCCGCUCGAGAACUACGUCGCCGGGGCGCGCGAGACUUGGGACAGGCUGUACGCCAACGCUAACGCGUCGGGCACGCCCGCCGCCCCCGCUACGCGCGCACAGGCCGACGUGUCCUCUGGCCGACCCGACCACUAUCCGGCGGCGCCCAUAACGUGGCUCGCGUCGGACUCGCCCCCUGCAGCGCGCGAUUUUGUCGCGGCGUUCCCUCCGGCAACGGCCGUGUUCUCGCUCGAACACAACACGAAUCCGGCGUUGCGGGCGCUCGCCCCGAAACACGCUUAUGUCCAGGGCGAGUUCGACCAGGACCCGCUCGAUGAGCGGAUACGGCUGACGAGGGGUAUGAUCGUGGACUUUGCAAUGCUGAGCGGGAUGUGGGCGUGGCCGGGAGAGAUUUUGCCUGCGGCAGUCGUCUGCGGACUGGGCUCGAACGUAUGCCGCAUGGCAGCCCUUGGAUUUGGUUUUGACCGUGCAUUUGGGUUUGACGGGAAUGGGGACUACGCCAUGGGACAGGUUAAUCGCAAGCGACGGCGAUGGGUGGAUGUCGAUGUGGACGGACGAAUCGAGCCGGAGUGGCUGGCGUUCGAGUUCCAUUGAGUUGUGGGUGAUCUAGCUGGACAUUAUCGGAUGUAUAAAAUGCGCCCUAUAUAUUAGUAGCAUCUUGAACAUAGGAUGCUUCGGACUUUGCGAAUGCUCAGACACAUUUGUUC
Molecule: messenger RNA, 2107 nt
Organism: Trametes versicolor FP-101664 SS1
Lineage: Eukaryota; Fungi; Basidiomycota; Agaricomycetes; Polyporales; Polyporaceae
Exons: 8
Coding region: 90-1994 (634 amino acids)
Biological process (GO): protein N-linked glycosylation
Molecular function (GO): alpha-(1->6)-fucosyltransferase activity
Source: RefSeq, a predicted model, not a curated record